AUGCUGGUACUCUUUGAAUCCGCGUCGGGAUACUACAUUUUCAAGCUUAACGAUGAGGGUAAGCUCAAAAAGCCCGAGUCGCUCUUCAAGGAGCUCCAGAACGCAAAGAAGGCCACCAAGCUGCUCUCCUUUGAACAGGUGCAGAAGUUCAAGGACGCCUCGGAUGCGCUCGCCUCCACUACGGCGCUGAUUGAGGGCAAGAUCAGCAAGCGACUAAAGAAGUUUCUGAACAAGAAGAUCGUGCCGUUGUGCGUCGAAGAGACGCUUGCAGUGUCUGACGCGAAGCUGGCCGCCGCCAUCAAGGAGAAGUUCAACGUCUCCUGUGUGACCAGCAAUGUCGUCCAGGAGCUGAUGUCCUGCAUUCGCUCGCAAAUGGCGAACCUAGUUCCGGAGUUCUCCGAAGAAGAGGAGGCCGCCAUGCAGCUGGGUCUCAGUCACGGUUUGGGACGAUACAAGCUAAAGUUUAGCCCUGACAAGGUGGACACCAUGAUCAUCCAGGCUGUUUCACUGCUUGAUGACAUCGACAAGGAGCUGAACAACUACAUCAUGCGCAGCAAGGAGUGGUACGGCUGGCACUUUCCGGAGCUCUCCAAGAUCGUCACCGACAACAUCGCCUACAUCAAGACGGUGCUGGCGGUGGGAAUGCGCACCAACACCGUCACCACCGACUUGUCGGAGAUCCUCCCCGAGGAGGUGGAGACGCAGGUGAAGGAGAUUGCCGAGGUGUCCAUGGGCACGGAGAUCGCCCAGGAGGAUCUGGAGAACAUCGAGUCGCUCUGUCGGAAUGCCCUCGACCUGCACGAGUACCGCGCCCAGCUCUUUGAGUACCUGAAGAACCGCAUGAUGGCCAUUGCGCCCAAUCUGACCAUUCUCGUUGGUGAGCUCGUCGGUGCUCGACUUAUCUCGCACGCCGGCUCGCUGCUGAACCUGGCGAAGCACCCCGCUUCGACGGUGCAGAUUCUCGGCGCGGAGAAGGCUCUCUUCCGGGCGCUGAAGACAAAGCACAACACGCCCAAGUACGGUCUGAUCUAUCACGCCCAGCUGAUUAGCCAGAGCAACAUCAAGUUCAAGGGUAAGAUGUCGCGCAUGUUGGCCGCCAAGGCGGCGCUGGCCAUUCGCGUCGACGCCCUCGGCGAGGAGUCCACCAAUGACCUGGGCAUUCAGAACCGCGCCCGCCUGGAAAGUCGCCUGAAGAAUCUGGAAGAGGGCGGCAUUCGAAAGAUCAGUGGCCAAGGAAAGCAGUUUGCCAAUGCGGCCAAGUUUGAGAACAAGUCGAAGGUCUUCACCUACAAGGACGGCGGAGACACCACUGCCACGCCGAGUAAUAAGCGAAAGAAGUUUGAAGAGGUGAAAAAGGAGGAGGAAGAGGAAGAAGAGGAAGCCGCUGAAGAAGUGAUGGAGGUGAAGGAAGACGAAGAGGCAGAAGAGGAAGAGGAGGUAGUCGAGGAGGCUCCGAAGAAGAAGAGCAAAAAGAAGAAGAACAAAAAGAUGAAGAAGGAAGAGUCGGAUGAGGAGGAGGAGGAGUGA
Molecule: messenger RNA, 1527 nt
Organism: Rhagoletis zephyria (snowberry fruit fly)
Lineage: Eukaryota; Metazoa; Arthropoda; Insecta; Diptera; Tephritidae
Source: RefSeq, a predicted model, not a curated record